Molecule: messenger RNA, 579 nt
Organism: Salpingoeca rosetta
Lineage: Eukaryota; Choanoflagellata; Craspedida; Salpingoecidae
Product: Dnajc17 protein
Exons: 8
Coding region: 1-579 (192 amino acids)
Biological process (GO): spliceosomal complex disassembly
Cellular component (GO): spliceosomal complex
Source: RefSeq, a predicted model, not a curated record
AUGGAGGAUGGGUCGUGUCCGUACGAGGUGCUGGGUGUGCCCACCACCGCAACAGAGGCAGAGAUUCGCAAGGCAUACAAGAAGCUGGCCCUCAAGUACCACCCCGACAAGAAUCCAGAUGACCCAGAGACAGCGGAGAAGAUGUUCCGGCGAGCUGUCAUGGCAUCAGAGAUGCUGCUGGAUGCCACAGCAAAGGCUGCAUAUGACAAGGUGUUGAAGGCGAGGCAGGCUGCACGCGUGCGUUCGGAGAAGAUGGAUGCAGAGCACCGCAAAGCAAGAGAAGACCUUGAGGCGAGGGAACAGGCACACAAGCGCAGCAAGACUGCAGCAGAGACAUUGCAACGUGACUUGGAAGCACAGAUUCGCAGAUUACGGGCUGAGGGCGCACGCAAGCUACAGGAGGAAGAGGACAGGUUCAGGGAAAUGCUGAGGACAGUGAAUCGAGGAGAUCAGGAUGCGACGGUGGUGAAGAGCGAUUUCUCCGAGGACUUUGAAGCAAAAGUGCUGGCACGCAUGCGUGCUCAUGGCCACGCACGAAGAGAACACAUGCAGCAGCAACAGCAGCAACAGGCUGCGUAG